This is a messenger RNA of Colletotrichum godetiae, 1840 nucleotides long. RefSeq lists its product as uncharacterized. Bases 320 to 1585 code for a protein of 421 amino acids. The transcript is spliced from 3 exons. The record is from RefSeq and is a predicted model, not a curated record. NCBI's taxonomy places the organism in Eukaryota, Fungi, Ascomycota, Sordariomycetes, Glomerellales, Glomerellaceae.
ACUUUGGUCUUCACCUCAGGUUCUGACAACGCUUAAUAGUAAGGCCCAGUGCGGGCUACUAUUCAGAGAGAGGGGGGAGAAGGGUGACCAUGCAGAUUUCUUUGUCUCAAUUCCCCCUUCUCUUUUACUAACUGAACCUUAUUGUUCUGCUCCCAUUUCUUCUCUUCCCUGUGAACUUUUCAUUACUGAAAUUACCCUCAAGAGACUCCUCUUAUUGUCAUGCAGUGACUUUGACUUGAUCAACCGCUUACGAACAACCGACGCCUUCAACUGUUCGUCCGAUUUCGCUGAGGGACCAGGUUACGCCUUGUACUAAACCAUGCCCACGAGCCAUAUCAACACCACGCAAAACUUGACGAUGGCUGCAACGUUGAGCAAUGGACGAUCCAUGGUGUUGCAAUCUCGGUCACUACCAGCGCUCCCAACAGAUUUCUCAGGUCCCUCGGAGCUGCCGGCGGAGCUUCCACCGUUGCCGUUGCCUCCAAUGACGACGAGGGCAUCACCACCGCCGCCCCCGCCUCCGGCACCAGUGUCAACGUCCAUCAUGAACCCAGCAUCAUCUUCUUUGGUAACAGAAAAGGCAUUGCUAGCGAGUCGUUCCAAUGACGAUGACCUGACGGCCGACAGCGCCGGUACCUCGGAACCCCCGCCAUAUUCAAGCCCCUCCAAUAGCUCGGAGACGUCCAUCUCACACGAUUCCCAAGGCACACAUGGGUUUCACUAUUAUACUGGCCUACCCAGGCUGGAUUACAAGCUUUACUCGCCACCCAAUUUCACUCUUUCAACCGACUGUACCACCCUAUCGUCCAAGGCAGAGUAUCUAACAGCGAGCGCCAGCGCGCUGAUAGGGCUCAUCAGGUCUCAGGCGAGCAUUCCACCCAAGCCGCUGAUCCAUAUCAGAGGAAACCGCGGUCGAACUAUUGAUUUUGACUUCAAAAUGAACCUCAUGGGCUUACUGGUGGCUGAUGACAUGGGCAAGCGUCUGGACUACAUUCGGUGUGUUGCGCCGGGCGAGGUAGCGUUCCGCGGCGGCGCCAAGGCCGACGUCCUCCCCGAGGUGGGUGACAGAGAGCUGGAUGAAUGGUGUCGCCGAUUCAUCGAGGAUCCGGCGCCCGUCAAAAGUUUUGCACUCGAGCGAGUUGUCGCCAACCUAGACACGCUUUACAUUGAGGGCCAGAUUCGUAGCCUAAUUGCCUCGACUCAGUACAAAGGGCAGAUCAACAUCUCGUUUCCCGUGACGCAUUGCAAGGUCAAGGUGAAGAGUGCCGAGAAGCCGAGCAAGCUCUACAUGGGCAUGAAGAACCUUUUCACGAGCAAGCACAAGUACGAAGUGGUGCAGUCAGUAUGGCCCUUUGCGACGGCCAGGAACGGCGAGGAGGGCCGGAGGUGCAUGGUGCAAAGUGAAGAAGUGUGGUGGCGGGAGUGGAGAGAUUCAAUCAAGUAUGCUAUGGCACAGAAGAGGCAGAACGGAGCCUAUGUGACAAACGAGGACAAGCUGGAGGCACUUAUGGAGGGUAAGGGUAAGGGCGUUACGUCCAUCGAUUGGGGUGGAACUGGACCCGAGCUUGAGGAUCACGCCGACUGAGGCUCUCGCGGUCGGCGUGAUGCGCGAUAACUUGGCGGGGGAGAAGAGUGUGGACUGAUGAUACCCAAAAGGGCGGUUGAGCCAUGUGAAGAUGGUACAUUGCCUUGUCUAGGAAUGGCAGGUUUGUGAUGAGUUCCCGCGAUCUACCUCAGCUCUGUAGUAGCAACAGAGUAAAGACUGAAUAGCUCAGAAUCAAAACUUAACGACAAGCUGCGAUGUCGAAUUUAAUUGAGCGUUUCCCGCAGACUUGUAUCU